Molecule: messenger RNA, 2298 nt
Organism: Microthlaspi erraticum
Lineage: Eukaryota; Viridiplantae; Streptophyta; Magnoliopsida; Brassicales; Brassicaceae
Source: the annotation of a GenBank genome assembly
AUGGAGACGAAAAAUGAAAAUAUCUUCGUUCUCAAGGAGCUAAACCAGUUAAAAUAUGACCACAUAGCAGUGGUGCCACCAUACGCUCGUGGAGGGGGAGGCCUCGCCCUACUCUGGAGAAAAGGAAUAGAGGUCAAUAUCCUUUAUCAAUGUGACAACUUCAUAGAUACUGAAGUAAAGUACAAAGGGGAAAGAUUCCACACUACCUUUGUCUAUGGAGAUCCAGAAAAAGAAGGAAGAAAAGAGGUUUGGAAUUCAAUACAAAGAAGAGCUGAGAAUCGUGACUCACCUUGGUUCCUUACGGGAGACUUUAACGAAAUUAUGGACAACUCCGAGAAGAGCGGAGGACCAGCUAGGGCAGAAGGCUCCUUUGUUGACUUCAGAUCCUUCAUGUCGACUUGUGAACUCUAUGACUUGAGAUUCUCUGGAAACUUCCUAUCAUGGAGAGGGCAAAGGCGCGAUCAUCUUGUGAGGUGUAGACUCGACAGAGCAAUGGCAAACAGUGCUUGGAUCGAGAAUUACCCUUCUGGUAGAAGUGAGUAUCUAAACUUUGAGGGGUCGGAUCAUAGACCCUUAAUCUCCUUUUUUCAAGCUGUCAAGAAAAGGAAAAAAGGUCUCUUUAGUUAUGACAGAAGAUUAAGAAACAAUGAAGAGGUUAAAUUGUUGAUUACCGAGAGUUGGAAUACAAACCCUCGAGCAGAUGUGGAGACACGAAUUUCAAAUUGUCGAAAAGCCAUUAUUCAGUGGCACCGAAGUCACCAUCUCAAUAGCCGGAAAAUAAUAGAGGAGAAGAAGAGCGAAUUAGAGAGAGCUAUGACCAGCAAUGUCUUAAAUGAUACCUUAAUCUUCCAGAUUAACAAAGAACUCAAGGGAGCUUACGAAGCAGAAGAGGAAUACUGGAGACAACGCAGUCGACAGAUGUGGCUCAGUCUAGGUGACAAAAACAGCGGCUACUUUCACGCUGCAACCAGAGGAAGACGAGCAAGAAAUAACAUAUCGGUUAUUGAAGACGAUGAAGGGAAGACUGUCUUUGAAGAGGCAAAAAUAGCAGAAGUAAAUACAAAAUACUUUGAGAAAAUGUUUACCUCUCAAGCAGGAGUAAGAGCAGAGACAGUAAACAAGAGCAUAAAACCAAGCAUCUCAGAAGAAACCAAUAUUCGUCUCAUCCAGAUACCAAGCGCUCAAGAGGUUAGGGCAGCAAUCUUCUCAAUUCAUCCAGACAAGGCCCUGGGACCGAAUGGUUUCUCAGCUAGCUUCUUCCACUCCAAUUGGGAAACCAUCGGAGAAAGAAUCACACUAGAAAUUCAGGAAGUCUUCAGAUCAGGAACCUUCCCUCAAAACAUCAACGCCACUCACAUCUGCCUCAUUCCAAAGAUUACAAAUCCCAAAUCAGUGGCAGACUAUAGGCCAAUAGCCCUUUACAAUGUUUAUUAUAAAAUCUUCUCGAAGAUUCUUACCGCAAGACUACAUCCAAUUCUAGAUGGCAUCAUCUCCGAGAAUCAAUCAGCCUUUGUUCCCGGACGAGCUAUCACAGACAACGUGAUGAUCACUCACGAGAUUCUCCACUUCCUGAAAAUUUCAAAAGCAAACAAGAGGGGAUCAAUGGCAAUGAAAACGGACAUGACAAAGGCGUAUGACCGAGUAGAGUGGGAGUUCAUUAGACUAGUGCUGGAAAGGAUGGGCUUUCACACUAAGCUAAUUGGGUGGAUUAUGCAAUGGGUAACUUCGAUUACCUUCAAGUUCCUGCUUAAUGGAUCCGCGAUAGGCAACGUCACACCAUCAAGAGGAAUCCGGCAAGGAGAUCCGUUGUCGCCGUAUCUCUUCAUACUAUGCAGUGAGGUCUUAUCUGGUUUAUGCAAGAAAGCCCAAGAAAAUGGUCAACUAACAGGCAUAAGAGUGGCAAAUGGAAGCCCGAAAGUAAACCACUUACUUUUCGCGGAUGAUACGAUGUUCUUCUGUAAAUCCAAUGAGAAGACUUGUAAGGCACUAAAGGAAAUCCUGCGUCAAUACGAAGAAGCAUCAGGACAAAUGAUAAGUUGUCAAAAGUCGGCAAUUACUUUCUCCAAAAAGACCUCGGGUGAUAUCAAAAGGAAAGCAAUGAGCAUUCUAGGAAUCAGCAAAGAAGGAGGAAAAGGGAAAUACCUAGGACUUCCUGAAGCUUUUGGGAGGAAAAAGAAAGACCUUUUCAGUGCAGUAGUAGACAAAAUCAGACAAAGAGCAGUGUCUUGGUCUUCAAAGCUCCUGUCUGGGGCUUCCUCCCUUGGAUUGAGACCGUUUCACUCAUGUUUCUCCUCAUAG